AUGUCGCGGGAUCGAAUGUUUGGCUCUCGUCUGACAUACGGCCGGCGCAACAAGUCGUCGUUUCUGCGAGAAAAACAGGAGGAGCAAAUGCUGUGGGACCAGCAGGAAACGUCAACGUCUUCCAACAACCCCAACCGUCACUCGGGCGUGCUCAAGGAGUCGUCGCACUCCAAGAACAACUCCGUCUCGUCGCUGGCUGCGCUCAAACGACGAUCUUCCAGCAACACCGCAUCCCUCGUCUCCAGGGACAACAACAACAAGGAGAACGAGAACAUUGCUCUGCCUCGAAAACUCGACAAUGCUCCCCGCUCCCGGCCGCUGUCGAUGGUCUCGACCUCGUCUGUAUCAUCCACAGGCUCGUCGACUCGAACAGUCUUGCUCGAUAGAGUGUCCAAGGCCUUCUCUUCUCUGUCUUCCGACCAUGGAUCAAGACGGACUUCGGUGGUCCAACAGCCUCCUCACACCCCCAAGCGGCAGAUGAACCCUGAAAGUCGAUGGUCCAUGACCACGGGCACGAACACACCCAGCACACACACAGGUAGCACCCCUGCGGGCCGCACGUCAUCUCUACGACGCUCCUUUGUCGAAAACAAUCUCAACUCGUUGCUUGCAGAUGAAGAUCUGGACCUGUCCUUGCAUCAAUACUCUUUUGACAACAAAGAUACAGCUUCUAAUUCAGGAGACGUUUCUAUGGAGUCAGCUCACAGUAUCACUCUCCAGAAUGACGACCACGACCACGACCACGAUGUCAGCAUGAACAGUCACCCCAGCAACGCCUCUCUGGUGUCCAUCGUCUCCAAAACCGGUCACGGACGAAAAGAGUCCGCUACCUUCUACAUGCUCGAACCCCCUCAACAAUCAAACUCUUCUCUGCAUUCAUACUCACACCACUCUCAGUAUAACAACUCACAACAUUCGACACCCUACAGACAGUCCCUCGCUCCAGCUCAGUCGCUGCGACAAAAGAUUUCGCUCAUGUCAUUGGAGAAACAUGAGCCUCUGCGACGAAAACACAUUUCAAAAGAAAGCAUUUCCACCCCUCGGGAGCUGUCCAAGGACGAGCAGCGAAAGGGAUCCACUUCAUCCCACUCGUCCUUCUUCUCCAUCAAGUCUUUCCGAUCGCAACACAAUCAAAACUAUGAAGAUAGAACCCCCUCGCGGUCGUCUACUGCCUCUUCUCUGGCCAGCAUGUCAUCCAACCAUUCUGAAAUGUCCAUUAAACGGUCCUUCAGUGACGUGAGAAAGUCCAUCUUGUCCCUCCGAGGCUCCAGCUCGUCCAGCAACUCCGACUCCAGAGGAAACAGAAGAUCCUUCCUGGGAAAACGGACCAACGAACCGGCUAUGGCACACGUCAAAGCCCAGAUCUCGCUGCCCACACCAGACAAUCUGUCACGUGACAAGCUGCGAAACAAACUGAAGGCGUCGACGUCACUGCUGUCGCUGACCCGGUCGGAAACAGACACAUCUCAAGUCGUGGCCAUGCCAUUUGAAGACCUGCGGACCACCCAGCUGUCCACUCUGCUCAACUUGUGCGACUGCGGAGAGGUCGUCGAUUUCACCUUCUUCCUGGACUCAAUUCUGUCUGACCACAGGCAGGGAGCUCUGGUGAAGCUCGCCGAGGCGUCUUACUCGGAAGUCUUCGCGCGAGGCUCGUCCGUGUUCAAAAUCAUCCCCUUUGGAAACGACGAGCAGGAACAGUCACCUGUCAAGGACAUUAUCCAGGAACUGACCAUCGCAAAGACCGUGCAGUCGUUGGAGGGCUUUGUCAAGGUCCUAGGGGCCACUGUGUGCCGAGGCAAGUACCCGGACCACCUCAUUGGUCUGUGGGACGACUACGCCAACUUCAAGGGCUCAGAGAGCCACCGACCCGACUUUUACUCGGACAACCAGCUCUUCUGUAUCGUUGAGCUCGCCAACUCGGGUACAGAUCUCGAGCAUUUUGAACUUGAGAGCUGGAUGGAAGCCGAGUACGUUUUCUGGCGCGUCGUGAGUUCCAUUGCCGAGGCUGAGUCCAAAUUCCAGUUUGAGCACCGGGACCUGCACUGGGGCAACAUUGUCAUUCAGCGAACCGCGCGUCCUGAUAUCGAAGAGAAGCUCGCCAACAUGUCUCUGGAUGACCUGGACAAUGCUGUGUUUGACGACGAAGACGACUUUGUAGCUCCAAACCUCAAGGUGACUCUCAUCGACUACACCCUGUCGCGAGCUCGAGUUCCCGCUCGAUACGGCAUUGACGACGGAGCCGUGACGACAGUCUUCACUGGUCUGGACCAUCCCGACUUUUUCCGAGGCCGGGGCGACUAUCAGUUUGACAUCUACCGUUUCAUGCGGGUGCUCAUCAACUCCGCCACGUCAGAGAUGAACUCUGUCGCGAAUUGCGGAGCGUCCAUCAAUUCGUCCCACAGUUCACUAUCGUCGGUGGCGUCCAACAAGCGUGAUAGCAAUGAGACCGAUUGGUCACUGUUUGCGCCCAAGACCAACAUCAUGUGGCUGCAUUACCUGGCAACCAAGCUGCUGGAGAACAAGGGCCUGUCGCACGUGACCACCACUCGGUCUGGACGGCUGUCGUUUGGUACCUCCAACACGUCGCUCCGAUCGGCGUACCUCGCUGGAGAAACUAUGGAGGCUGGUCAUCACAUGUCCAACCCCCACGAGGAGGCUCGGGCAUGCAAGUCGCUCAACACCGUGACUCGGUGCAUCGAUCCUCGACGAAAGAAGCUAGGAGGCAAGCGAUCCGGUACCGCCAUGGUGUUCCAGGACUUUGACUCCGCGUCUGACGUGCUCGAAUGGGGCUUCAAGAACAAUCUUAUUCCCGAGGGGCUGUUGUAA
Yarrowia lipolytica CLIB122 is the source of this 2826-nucleotide messenger RNA. RefSeq lists its product as uncharacterized. Gene Ontology annotation, biological process: mitotic cell cycle; intracellular signal transduction. Gene Ontology annotation, cellular component: nucleus; cytoplasm. Gene Ontology annotation, molecular function: histone H3T3 kinase activity. The record is from RefSeq and is a predicted model, not a curated record. Lineage: Eukaryota; Fungi; Ascomycota; Dipodascomycetes; Dipodascales.